AUGACCAGUAAUAAUGACAAUACAAGCGCCUACAUAUACACCCGUAUCUACAACAUCACCAGUAAAACUGACAACACAAGCGCCUACACAUACCUCGGCAUCUACAACAUCACCAGUAAUACCGACAUUACAAGCUCCUACACUUACACGCGCAUCUACAACAUACCAAUCCGCAUCUACAACGUCACCAGUAAUACCGACAAUACAAGCACCUACACGUACACCCGCAUAUACAACGUCACCAGUGAUACUGAAAACACAAGCGCCUACACAUACACCCGCAUCCACAACAUCGCUGUUAUACAGACAAUACAAGCGCCUACACAUACACCCGCAUAUACAACGUCACCAGUAAAACUGACAAUACCAGCUCCUUCACACACACACCCGCAAUACAACGUCACAAGUAAUACUGACAACACAAGCUGCUUCACGGUCAACCGCACAUACAACGUCACCAGUAAUACCGACAAAUCAAACGCCUACACAUACACCAUCAUUUACAACAUCACCAGUAAUACCGACAGUACCAGCGCCUACACAUACACCCGCAUAUACAACAUCACCAGUAAUACUGACAACACAAGCGCCUACUCAUACACCCGAAUAUACAAUGUCACCAGUAAUAGUGACAGUACAGGCGCCUACACAUACAACCGCAUUUACAACAUCACCAGUAAAACCGACAAUACAAGCGCCUACACAUAUUCCCGCAUCGACACCACCAGUUUUACGGACAAAAGCAGCGCCUACACAUACAUCUGCAUUGACAUCACCAGUUAUACUGACAAUACCAGCGCCUACACAUACACCCGCAUAUACACGUCACCAGUAAUAUUGAGAAUACAAGCGCCUACACAGACACCCGCAUAUACAACGUCAUCAGAUAAUACUAACAACACAAGCGCCUACACAUACCUCGGCAUCUACAACAUCACCAGUUAUACUGACAACACAAGCGCCUACACAUAUCUCGGCAUCCACAAUAUCACCAGAAAUACUGACAACACAAGCGCCUACACAUACCUCGGCAUCUACGCCAUCACCAGUACUACUGACAAAACAAGCGCCUACACAUACACCCGCAUAUACAACGUCAGCAGUAUUUCUGACAACACAAGCGCCUACACAUACACCCGCAUAUAUAACCUCACCAGUAAUGCUAACAACUUAAGUGCCUAUACAUACACCUGCAUAUACAACGUCACCAGUAAUUCUGACAACACCAGCUGCUACACAUACACCCGCAUAUACAACGUCACCAAUAAUUCUGACAACACAAGCUGCUACACAUACACCUGCAUAUACAACGUCACCAGUAAUACUGACAACACAAACUGUUACACAUACAACCGCAUAUACAACGUCACCAGUAAUACUGACAAUACAAUCGCCUACACAUACAACCGCAUAUACAACGUCACAAGUAAAACUGACAAUACCAGCUCCUACACAUACACCCGCAUAUACAACGUCACGAGUAAUACCGACAGUACAAGCGCCUACAUAUACACCCGCAUCUACAGCAUCACUAGUAAUACCGACAGUACAAGCGCCUACACAUACACCCGUAUCUACAACGUCACCAGAAGUACUAACAAUACAAGCGCCUACACAAACACCCGCAUAAACAAAGUCACGAGUAAUACUGACAACACAAGCGCCUAUACAUACACCCGCAUGUACACUAUCACCAGUAAUAACGACAGUACAAGCGCCUACACAUACACCCGCAUAUACAACGUCACCAGUAAUACCAACAAUACAAGGGUCGACACAUACAUCCGCAUCUACAACGUCACCAGUAAUACUGACAACACAAACUGCUACACAUACACCCACAUCUCCUACACAUACACCCGCAUAUGCAACGUCACGAGUAAUACCGGCAGUACAAGCGCCUACAUAUACACCCGCAUCUACAACAUCACUAGUAAUACCGACAGUACAAGCGCCUACACAUACACCCGUAUCUACAACGUCACCAGAAGUACUAACAAUACAAGCGCCUACACAAACACCCGCAUAUACAAAGUCACGAGUAAUACUGACAACACAAGCGCCUAUACAUACACCCGCAUGUACACUAUCACCAGUAAUAACGACAGUACAAGCGCCUACACAUACACCCGCAUCUACAACAUCACUAGUAAUACCGACAGUACAAGCGCCUACACAUACACCCGUAUCUACAACAUCACCAGUAAUACCGAAAGUACAAGCGCCUACACAUACACCCGCAUAUACAACGUCACCAGUAAUACCGACAAUAGAAGCGUCGACACAUACAUCCACAUCUACAACAUCACCAGUAAUACUGUCGAUACAAGCGCCUACACAUACAACCGCAUUUACAACACCACCAGUUAUUCUGACAACACAAGCACCUACACAUACCUCGGCAUCUACAACGUCACCAGUAAUACUGACAAUCCAAGCGCCUACACAUACCUCGGCAUCUACAACAUCACCAGUAAUACUGACAAUACAAGCGCCUACACAUACCUUGGUAUCUACAACGUCAAUAGUAAUACUGACAAUACAAGCGCCUACACAUACCUCGGAAUCUACAACGUCACCAGUAAUACUGACAAUCCAAGCGCCUACACAUACUUCGGCAUCUACAACAUCACCAGUAAUACUGACAAUAUAAGCGCCUACACAUAA
Mya arenaria is the source of this 2667-nucleotide messenger RNA. Its product is annotated as serine-rich adhesin for platelets-like. Lineage: Eukaryota; Metazoa; Mollusca; Bivalvia; Myida; Myidae. Bases 1 to 2667 code for a protein of 888 amino acids. The record is from RefSeq and is a predicted model, not a curated record. The transcript is spliced from 5 exons.